This is a messenger RNA of Psylliodes chrysocephalus, 4114 nucleotides long. The record is from the annotation of a GenBank genome assembly. NCBI's taxonomy places the organism in Eukaryota, Metazoa, Arthropoda, Insecta, Coleoptera, Chrysomelidae.
UUUGUAAGAAAAUUUGUUUGACAUCUGAAAGUUGAGUGACGUAUAGUUGACAGUGACAGCAGCUGGUAGGAGGCAAAAUUCUUAUAAUAAAUUUUAUCUGCUAAUAUGAAUUUCUGAAGAAAAAUGAGUGAAUUAUUUAAAUCCGCUUUCGAAUACUUUAGCAGCCCUACAAACGGACAAAAUGAAAACAGCUUCGUCGGACAAAUAAUAGAGAUUUCUAAUGUUAAAUUAAAGAUAAAAAAAGUUAUAGCAGAAGGUGGUUUCGCUGUUGUUUUUGUAGCACAAGAUGUAGCGACUGGAAAGGACUAUGCUCUAAAAAGGUUAUUGGCUGCUGAUGAAGAAUCAAAGAACAAUGUUAUUAGAGAAAUAAAUAUAUUAAAAAAAAUAUCCGGGCAUCCUCAUAUUAUUCAGUAUUUAUCGGCUUCUUUUAUUGAUAAAUCACAAACACAACAUGGUCAGUCAGAAUUUUUGCUUGUAACUGAACUUUGUCCAGGUGGUUCUUUGGUAGAAAUUUUACAAUCACGCACUACAGCUUUCGACGUAGAUAUAAUAACAAGAAUUUUCUAUCAAACAUGUAAAGCUGUUGCUCAUAUGCACUCUCAAAAUCCACCCAUUAUACACAGAGACUUAAAAAUUGAAAAUCUUCUAAUCAGUGCAGAUAGUACUAUAAAAUUAUGUGACUUUGGAUCAUCUACAACUGAUGUUUUUAAUCCUGAUAUAUCGUGGUCUGCCAACCAACAUGCAAGUCUUGAAGAAAAUAUGGCGAAGUUUACAACACCAAUGUACAGGGCUCCCGAAAUGGUAGAUACAUGGAAUAACUAUUUUGUAGGCACUCCAGUCGACAUUUGGGCACUGGGGUGCAUUUUAUAUACUUUGUGUUUCAUGAGGCAUCCGUUUGAAGAUAGUGCAAAAUUAAGAAUAAUGAAUGCAAACUAUAGUAUUCCAGCUGAUCCUAAGUUUGCUUGUUUUCAUGAAAUAUUAAGAGGUUGCUUGCAAGCCAAUCCUCAGCAAAGAAUCAGCAUCGCCGGCAUUUUAGAAAGGCUCGCAGCAAUCGCAGAAAGCAACGGAUAUGAUCUUAAGGCGCCGCUUAUUUUGUCCACGCCGCAGCACAAAGUAAACGAACCGCCAGCGCCCUCUAAUAUUUUCAACGAAUCUGCCAACAAUUGCGCUAAGCCGCCUCCAUCUAGGCCUGCGCCGCCGAUAUUCGAUGCUAGUAAAACACCGCAACAAGUUCCUCCUCGUCCAACUCCUCCACCGCAAAGACACGCCCCUCCACAAAUCCAACAACCUCCUCAAAGACCAAUCGAAAACAAGCAGGCCGGGUUGUUUUCUUCUCUCAAAGGUGGCGCCGGAAGUUUUUUGAAAAAUCUUAAAGAUACCAGUAGCAAAGUUAUGGCUACAGUGCAGCAGAGCAUGGCUAGAACCGACUUAGAUAUCCACUACAUAAGUUCCAGAAUAAUAGUAAUGCCGUAUCCGUCAGAGGGCUUCGAAACCGCUUACAAAACUAAUAAUAUAGAAGACGUGAGACUGUUUUUAGAUUCUAGGCAUCCGAAUUUUAGAUAUUCCAUAUACAAUUUAUCUCAUAAACCGUAUCAUUCGAAAUUCGGCCAAGCGAGAAUCGUGGAUUGUUCGUUCGCUUACCCGGACACGUUUAGGGCGCCAUUGUUGAAUUCGAUGUAUCAACUGGCCGAGGAUAUUUAUCAGUACUUAGCUGGAGACAGCCGAAACGUAGUUGUAAUCCACUGUACGGACGGAAAAGCAACGUCCGCCACGUUGGUAUGUGCUUUAUUAAUUUACGCCGGUCUAUUCGAGGUGCCUGAAGACGCUUUGCAGAUGUUCGCAGUGAAACGUUGUCCGCCGAAUAUGAGGCCAUCCGAAUUGCGGUAUCUGUAUUAUUUAGUAGACAUAGUUAGAAAUCCACCAGUAUAUCCGCAUUAUAAUCCUGUGACUUUGGUAUCGUUGCAAAUGCAACCUGUUCCUUUGUUUACCAAAGUUCGAGAUGGAUGCAGACCUUAUAUAGAAGUUUUUAGUGAAAAUAGAUGUAUUUUAUCAACUUUGCAAGACUAUGAAAGAAUGAGACUGUUUUAUUUAGCUGAGGGAAAGUGUUUGCUUCCUAUCAACGCCACCGUUUGCGGAGACGUAUGCGUAAUAGUUUAUCACGCCAGGAACAUAUUGGGCGGCGUUAUGACCCAAGGUAAAGCUACAGGUAUCAAAAUCUUCCAAAUUCAAUUCCACACAGGGUACAUUCCGGAAGAAGAGACCUGUUUGAGGUUCGCAAAAUCGGAUUUGGACGACCUGUCCGAAGCCCAUGAUCAUUUUCAAGAUAGAUUUACGGUGGCACUGAACGUGUUCGUGACGGAUACCGAACGAAAGCCUACACAGCCCGCGCCGUGGCAAACCGAUCAAACUAAACGUCUCAUCGAUACGAUGUUUACGUCUCAAAUAGAAAAAGAAGAAACUGUAGAUAAUUUCGUUAGUGCACCAAGUAGGAAAUCCGAAGAACAACAACAGAAGCAACCGGAAAGGCCAGAAAGACCUGUCAGACCACCUCCUCCUCCGCCUUUAGCUGUUAUUCUAACAGACAAUGAAGAUUCUUCCUCUGAUGCAGAACAAAGUAUUCCUCAACCGGCCGUACCCACAGAACCGCUGAUCGAGUCCUUGGACCUUUUGAAUCUGAAUUCCGCGCCGGUGGUCGACAACACGUCGGCGAAAAAGUCGCCGGGCUCGAACUUCGAUCUGCUGUCACAGCUGGGCGGCGACGGAGCUAACGAUAAUUUUACCGCCUUCAAUAGCGCCCCCGCUCCGCCCAAAACCGAGGAUAUAUUCGAUCCGUUCGCCUCGUAUGGAGGCGGAGGAGACGGAAACAAUUUAUUGGGAGGAUGGGAUAAUUUUUCAUCGGCCGCAGCUCAAAACGCGAUGCCGCAAAAUGCAGCUAACGAACAAAAACCCAGUGAUCCUUUCGCAGAUUUCGGAAACAUCGGUGGCGGGUUGAACUUCGCACCAUCCCACGGACCAUCUACCACGCCGACCAGCGGUUCCCAAUCGCCGAACGCGCCUGCGCCGACCACUCCGCAACACGUAGGCACGAAUAUCCCGCAUUCCCACUCUGCGAACGCCACCCCGAAGCACCAAGCGAGAUCUCCUGUCGGCGCCGACUACAAUAGAUCGCACUUUGACCUGUUGAACAAGAACCAACAACCGAACGAGCCGCAAAAGAAGGUGCAAAGCGACGACGUGUUCGGCGAUUUGCUGGGAUCGCAGGGAUACAGUUUUACCGGGAAGAGGGAAAAUAUGCCGAGGACGAUGAACGCCAUGAGGAAGGAAGAGAUGGCGACUUAUAUGGAUCCGGAGAAGAUGAAGGUUAUGGAAUGGAAAGAAGGGAAGAAGAAUAAUAUCCGCGCCCUUCUCUGUUCGAUGCACACGAUUUUGUGGGACGGAGCGAAAUGGAAUAAAUGCGAAAUGCAUCAGCUCGUAACUCCGGCAGAUGUCAAAAAAGCUUACAGAAGAGCUUGUCUAGCUGUCCAUCCGGACAAGCAAGCUGGUACUGACAACGAGAAUUUGGCGAAGCUCAUUUUCAUGGAACUGAAUACCGCGUGGAGUGAUUUUGAGGAAGACGCUGCCCAACAGAACAUGUUCACUUAACCGUUAUUAUUUUGUAGUUGUAUUGCUAUGUUAAAUUUUUCCCAUCAUUCCAGUACUAAUACUUUAAAAUGUUUACUACGAAAUUAUUUAUUUUAGAUGUAGGUUGCCGUUCUUUCCUGAUUACUCAUAAAUAACUAUUUUUAACGUAGCUCUAAAGUCGCAAAGGGGUCCCGCACUGUUUUAAUCAUAUUUUUUUGUCUCCCGAUUUUAACGAUUUUUUGCUCCACUUCUAUCUGAUGAGUUGCAAUAUUUUUUUUUAUUAUUAAAAAAAAAACAACUGCGGGACUCCUUUAUUAAAAAGCAAUUUAAUUUAGUUUUUAUCAAAUUUUUGGCGUAGACAAAUAUUUUGCAAAAAUACUUUAGAGGUUGGAAUUGUUAAAAAUAAAAAAAAGAUUUAUGAUAUUAACCCUGCGUUAAUUAUAAACAUUUUGUGUUUAAUAUAUUCUAUUUUUAUAUUGUGACUGUGUUCAUA